This is a messenger RNA of Talaromyces marneffei, 1140 nucleotides long. RefSeq lists its product as uncharacterized. NCBI's taxonomy places the organism in Eukaryota, Fungi, Ascomycota, Eurotiomycetes, Eurotiales, Trichocomaceae. Bases 1 to 1140 code for a protein of 379 amino acids. The transcript has a single exon. The record is from RefSeq and is a predicted model, not a curated record.
AUGGCAGUAGUACAGGGCACCACUACAGACGCAUUCAAAUCUCUCAAGGAAAUUAUGCAAAAGAAUCUUGACGACGGCGAGGAAACCGGCGCUGCCAUAUACGUCAACCUCGACGGCAAACCCGUCGUCGAUAUCUGGGGUGGCUAUGCCGAUGAGAAACGCACCCGUCCCUGGACCGAAGAUACCAUCGUCAAUGUCUGGUCCACAACCAAAAAUGUCACCGCGUUGGCUGCUCUGAUCCUCGUUGACCGCGGCUUGUUGGACCUUGACGCGCCAGUUGCGAAGUACUGGCCCGAGUUCGCUGCCAAUGGGAAGGAAAAAGUGCUUGUCCGCCAUGUCCUGUCCCAUACCUCGGGCGUCUCCGGCUGGGACCAACCAUUCACAUAUUCCGAUAUCUACGACCUAGAAAAAUCAACUGCCCGUCUCGCUGCCCAGGCACCGUGGUGGGAACCAGGUACGGCAUCGGGCUACCACGCCAUCAACUACGGCCAUCUAGUCGGCGAAAUCGUGCGCCGCGUCUCCGGCAAAUCGCUUCGAGACUUUGUCAAAGACGAAAUCGCGCGUCCACGAGAUGCAGAUUUCAGUCUUGGGGCGCCGGAGUCUGAAUGGCAUCGUCUUGCGGAGAUUAUUCCUCCUCCGCCGGCAGACCCAGCUGCAUUCGCACAGCUUGAUCCGCAGAGUAUUCCUGUGAAGACGCUUGGCAUAGGAAUGGCCAGCGCGAGCUAUCCCAACACUGCUGUGUUUCGAAAAGCUGAAAUCGGUGCCAUCAACGGCGUAACGAAUGCUCGAGCUCUAAACAAGAUUUUCGCUCCAUUGGCUUUGGGCGGCGAGGAGAGUCUCCUGUCACCCAAAACGAUUGAUAGGAUCUUUGAAGUCCAGGCUGAUGGUCCUGAUUUGGCUGUUUUUGCACCCUUGCGUUGGGGAAUUGGGUUUGGAUUGCCGAAUCCUGCUACUACGCCUUUUAUCCCGGAGGGACGGGUGUUCUUUUGGUUUGGAUGGGGUGGUUCGUUUGUAAUUGUUGAUACGGAGAGGAAGUUGACGAUUACUUAUGUUAUGAAUAAGAUGGGCGAGGGCGUGAUAGGAAGCCCUCAAUCGCAGCAAUAUGUUGAGGCUGUGUAUGAAGUGGUUCGGAAGUUGUAA